Gadus chalcogrammus (walleye pollock) is the source of this 6403-nucleotide messenger RNA. It is a transcript of the gene ddr1, whose product is annotated as discoidin domain receptor tyrosine kinase 1. The coding region runs from base 498 to 3521 and encodes 1007 amino acids. The record is from RefSeq and is a predicted model, not a curated record. Gene Ontology annotation, cellular component: membrane; signaling receptor complex. Gene Ontology annotation, molecular function: protein tyrosine kinase collagen receptor activity; collagen binding; ATP binding. Gene Ontology annotation, biological process: protein phosphorylation; positive regulation of kinase activity; cell surface receptor protein tyrosine kinase signaling pathway. The transcript is spliced from 20 exons. Lineage: Eukaryota; Metazoa; Chordata; Actinopteri; Gadiformes; Gadidae.
CUCGCGGGACUGUGGGCUGAGGUUUUGGAGCAGUGUCUCGCGUGCGCAGCCCGGGCUGAGAGUGGGAGAUCCCGCACACGGUCAACUAACUGUAAACCGCGCUUUGAAUUGAACCGAUUUGAACUGAAACCUCGCAAGUUUAAAUACGGACGUGCCGAGUGACGUGUGAUUGUACAACGUUGUACAACGUGGGUCAAGAAUUAAGUGUAUAUUGAAGGUUUUCUCCGUUUAAACAUUGGUUCAACGUUCCGCUCGCUGAGCGCAACAACUGCUCCGGCCCCGUUGGAUCACAGGCUGCUAGCGUCCGGAGCUUUUGAAGGACAAUUCCAGGGAAGAGGUACAUUAUAAAAUACUUCGACAUUCCGCUACAGGGGAUUCUUCUUCUUCUUCCAGAAAAGUUGGAGCUGGUGUCCAGGAGCCCUUCUUUGGUUCACUUUAGGUAUGCCUGUGGACAUCGGCUUGUCUUCGGACAGGUAACAAGGUCUUCCACCGUUGCCAUGGCUACUUCAGCCCAGGGGUGGUGGUUGCGUGUCGCGCUUGCCUCCGUCGUGUUGGCGCUGGCGUCUUCUUCAGAAGACUAUGAGCACUUCAAUCCAGGCGUUUGUCGCUAUGCUCUGGGGAUGGAGGAUGGCACCAUCCCUGACUCUGACAUCACCGCCUCCAGCUCCUGGUCGGACUCCACCGAAGCCAAGCAUGGAAGGUUGAGUAAAGGAGAGGGAGACGGCGCCUGGUGUCCAGCAGGAGCCGUCUUCCCUAGUGCCACAGAGUACCUGCAGGUGGAUCUGCACCAGCUCCACUUCCUGGCACUGGUGGGCACGCAGGGUCGCCAUGCCGACGGCCACGGACAGGAGUUUGCUCGGAGCUACCGGCUGCGCUACUCCAGAGACGGCGUCAAGUGGAUCACAUGGCGGGACCGCUCCAGCCAGGAGGUGGUGUCAGGUAAUGAGAACACGUACGAUGUGGUCCUGAAGGACCUCGGCCCCCCCAUCGUGGCCCGCAUGGUGCGCUUCUACCCCCUGGCCGACCGGGUCAUGAGCGUCUGCCUCCGCGUUGAGCUCUACGGCUGCCUGUGGAAUGACGGACUGAAGGCGUACACGGCUCCAGUAGGUCAUGUGAUGCAGCUGUCCGGGAUGCCCGUGUACCUGAACGACUCUACCUAUGAUGGAGGCCUGGAGCAGGGGGUGCAGUUCGGAGGCCUGGGCCAGCUGUGUGACGGGGUGCUGGGGGAGGACGACUUCUGCGAGACGAAGGAGCUGAGGGUGUGGCCGGGCUACGACUACCUGGGCUGGAGCCGCGACAUGCUGGGGCAGGGCGGCGUCGCCAUCGAGUUCCACUUUGAGAAGCCGCGCGUCUUCCACUCCAUGCAGGUGCACAGCAACAACCGUCACACCCAGGGCGUGCGCGUCUUCAACCGGGUGGAGUGCCUCUUCAAGGCCACGCUGCUGAAGAAGUGGAGCUCCCCGGCGCUGGUGCUGGCGGUGCCCCUGGAGGACCUGAAGGACCCCUCGUCGCGGCCCAUCUCCCUGCCGCUGGGCGCGCAGACCGCCCAGAUCCUGAGCUGCACCUUCUUCUUCGCCGACCGCUGGCUCCUCAUCAGCGAGAUCUCCUUCUUCUCCGAGCCGUACGGUGCCGACGCCACGGAGAAGUCUUCCUUCCCGCCCCGCCUCGCUCCUCCUCCUCCCCCAUCUCCCUCAACCACGGCCCCUCCGCCCGUACUCCUCAGCUCCCACGUCCCCACGUCCGGCUACAACGCGUCCAACGCCACCACGGAACCAUCUGACCCCCCCCUGACCACUGGCUUCGGGAUGAACGGAACAGCUAACGGCUCCCUAGCAGGUUCCAACUUUGCUGACAUCACUCCCAGGGCGGGACUUCCCGUGGCCAAGGACGACAGAAGUAACACCGCCAUUCUCAUUGGCUGCCUGGUGGGCAUCAUCCUGCUGCUAUUGGCCGUCAUAGCUGUCAUUCUCUGGAGGCAGUACUGGAAAAAGAUAUUGGGCAAGGCCCAUGGCAGCAUGUCCAGUGAUGACCUGCGCGUUCAUCUGUCAGUGCCCUCCGACCACGUGGUCAUCAACAACACACACAGCUACUCCAGCCGCUACCAGCGCAUCCACACCUUCCCCGAGGAGCGGGAGCGGGAGGGCGAGGGCGAGUACCAGGAGCCCACCGCCCUGCUGCGACCCAGGAACCACCGGGACCGAGACAGCACCGCCUUGCUGUUAAACAACCCAGCCUAUCACCUGCUCCUGUCAGAUCAGAGCGACGCCGCACGGCCCCUGGCCGUCCCGGGCCACUCUCCGGCUCAGGAGAAGAGCCUCAAUGUGCCCCAGGCGUGUGCCAUGGACCGGGACGACCUGGAGAAGGGCUUCCCCCCUGCCCAAGAGGAGCCUCCCCCAUACCCGGGCUCCCCCCCCUACCCCUCCCUGUCUCCCCCCGUGUCUCCGCCGCAGCCCCCCAGCGUGCCCCACUACGCCGAGGCGGACAUCGUCAACCUGCAGGGUGUCAGCGGCAACAACACAUACGCCGUGCCCGCCCUGGCCUCGCCGGGCCCCGGGGCCGACGGCGGGCCCCUGCCCGAGCUGCCCCGCCAGUGCCUCGUCUUCAAGGAGAAGCUCGGCGAGGGACAGUUUGGAGAGGUGCACCUGUGUGAAAUCGAGAGCCCUCAAGAUCUGCCCAACCUGGAGUUCCCCUUCAACGUGAGGAAAGGGCGCCCUCUCCUGGUCGCCGUGAAGAUACUGCGCCCCGAUGCAUCCAAGAACGCCAGGAACGACUUCCUGAAGGAGGUGAAGAUCUUGUCGCGGCUGAAGGAUCCCAACAUCAUCAGUCUGCUGGGCGUGUGUGUGAGCAGCGACCCACUCUGCAUGGUCACAGAGUACAUGGAGUCAGGGGACCUCAACCAGUACCUGUCCCAGCGCGCCCUGCUCGACAAGUCCGGGCCCUCGCACAACGCCCCCACCAUCAGCUACCCGGCCCUCAUCGCCAUGGCGGGCCAGAUCGCGUCGGGGAUGAAGUUUCUGGCGUCGCUGAACUUCGUCCACCGGGACCUGGCCACCCGGAACUGUCUGGUGGGCGGCGAGAAGGGCGAGGGCGGGGACGAGCGUGGCGGGGAGCGCCCCAUCAAGAUCGCAGACUUUGGGAUGAGCAGGAACCUGUACGCCGGGGACUACUACCGCAUCCAGGGCCGCGCGGUGCUGCCCAUCCGCUGGAUGGCCUGGGAGUGCAUACUCAUGGGGAAGUUCACGACAGCCAGCGACGUGUGGGCGUUCGGCGUGACGCUGUGGGAGAUGCUGAGCGUGUGCCAGGAGCAGCCGUACUCCAACCUAACGGACGAGCAGGUGAUCGACAACGCUGGGGAGUUCUUCAGGAACCACGGCAGACAGGUGUAUCUGAACAAGCCGGCCGUGUGUCCCCAGGGUCUCUACGAGCUCAUGUUGAGCUGCUGGAACAGAGACUGCAAGCUGCGCCCCUCGUUCACCCACAUCCACUCCUUCCUCACCGAGGACGCCAUGAACAUGGUGUGAUUGGACGACGCAAUGCGCAAAAGACAUAUAAAUACGGAAAAGAGAGGCAUGGCCUAGUUAAGCCUUUUUCUUUGCUACAGCUGGCGGGUGGCAGUAGGUGUGUGUGUGUGGUGGCAGGAGAUUCAGGCUGAGUACAUCCUGUUUGUACUCUCCUCUGCGUCUGGGGCGGACGGGGCUUUGACACCGCUGGAUCGGUUUUCAUGUCCGGGAAAUGGCCUCCACUCCAUAACCCCCCCCCCUCUUGUUUAUUAGUGUUUCGUUGCUAAUACGCGUUACACGUGUGUGGUGGUGGUGACCGUGUUGUUGGUGGUGGGAGAAACUAACUGGGAGAUGAGCUUUAGCUGGGCUUGUGUGUGACUAAUGCUGAACGCUGCUGUAGGUUUCAUAUCACAUAUUAUGGCAGAGGCUGCGGGGAAGUAGCUCCUAGCCUAGACUCUUAUUUGUUAGGUUGAGUACCAGAUUAACCUUGUGGUAGAUAUACCCGCCGAACCGCUCUGCUUUUAACAUGUUUCGGUUGGUGAAGGGUGGCUGCUGCUGUAGACCUGGGUAUUGAACCUGAUCACAAAGACAGACAGACAGACAGACAGACAGACAGACAGACAGACAGACAGACAGACAGACACUUUAUGAUGCUCUCGUAAAAAAAUGCCCUGACAUGUUUCUUGUCUUGAUAUCUACAUUUAUCUACUUCCUAAGUAAAUCAGUGUAUUAUAUGCCCUGUCCAGUAUGAAGCACUGUCCACUGUCCGGACAGAGAAGGCUCUAGAGCGACCUCCUUAAUACAGUGUAGGACAUGUUUCCACACACAAGGACUAAGAGGGCUCUUUAAAGCCACAUUGAUUUGGUAUCCUUUAGCCAAUAGCCCUUUACUCUAUACAGAGUGCUAUAAAACUCUCAGUCUACCCACUGCUUUAACUGCACCCAAAAAUGGCAGUCGGUCAAACUAUCGGAACAUCAAUGUAGCAGUAUAGCAGACACAGUUCUCUUGUAGGAUUAUGGGAAACACUUAACCACAGCCCCGUCCCCGUCUCCGUCAAAGCACACAAACAUGGAAAGGAUAUAUCUCCGUCGAGCCAUAUGGACUAGAGAAACUAAAACGAGCAGAACGACGAAUACUACUUGCAAACAUGAGAUUGUCACAUCAGACAACAGGAGAAGGGCUUCACGAUGGAGGAAGACAAUGCUGCCCCCUACCGGACACGACAGAACAUAUUCAGACUGUUGCCCGGAUGAAUGCGUGUUAUCGUCUCUGUUAUCUGUCUGUGACCCAGAAACGGGGAUAAAUGUAAAAUUCCAAAAUACCAGCUGCACUUUAGAUCCUGUAUCUCUGGCCAAGAUGAGUAUGUUUCAUCAUUAUUGGUUGUAUAUGUCCAGUCUAUCUGUCAAUAUGAAUGGUAACUCACCCAUGCCUUCAUUUUAGAAUCUUUGCAAUGGGUGAACAUAAUGCAUUGUAAAUGUAUUUUAACCAUUUCAGCCUUUGGUUGUUUUCAAACUAUCUAUACUGAGGUUUUACCACCCCAAAUGGAUGUAAAAAACAUAUUUUGGAAAGUGGGAUUGCACCAUUUAUACUAUUUUGGGAGGAUAAGAUAUGGUCUGUGUUGAGACUGAUUCAUUCAUAUUGUAUCUUUAAUCACAAACACAUGUUUUUUAACUAAACUGGGCUCAUGUAAAAUAAUAUGUCAUUGAUCACAAACACAUUUUAGUUUAAUUUUACUCGCCUCAUUAAAACAAUAGAGAGAGAAUGUUUUGAAUGUUUUAUGAGUAGAAUGAUACUCUGCUAUGAAUGAACCAAAUGUUGGCACAUUACCUGACUGUGGUGACAUCAUCUAUGGCUGUACAAUAGCCAUCUAACUAAACAUGGCAGUAAAGAUUGAGAUUAUCAGCUGAAUCCUGUUUACUUACUUAGUGUGAAUGGUUGGGCCAUUUGAAUACAGUAUCUGAUACACUGUAGCUCAUCUGAGCCUAUAAAUGUUUUUAUAUUUACUGUAUGAAACUCCUCGCUGUUUGUGAUUUUGUCCUUUCUCUCCAAAGCUGAAUUCUAAUGGGUGUGUACAUAUUUUUAGGACAGAAUUAUUUCCUUCAUUAAUAUAUGAAAAUGUUUCUGUUUACUUUGGGGUCUUUGUAGGAAAGCUUGCAACCUUAAUGCCGUUUUAAUUAAUUGUUUUGUCUAUUUUUGUAGAUGUUUAAUAAAUAUUUUCCAAUAAAUUAAAUCCUUGUAUUACAAAUCACAAUUGAAUGCUCACAAAUGUAACAGACACAACUAGGAUCAGCGAUGACAUCAUACUGUAAGCCUAUAUAUUUGGUUGGUUAUAUUCAACUAGCUACAAAAUAGCAGGUAUUGCAGUAAUAAGACUACGAUACUUAAACAUUGCAUACAGCAAUCCAGACGUGAUAAACGAUGGUAAUAGGAUCCACAUAGAAUACACCCGGAAAAUUCUACUGGCCUACCCACAGCAACAGACUGCUGCGAUGGAGACACGACAGCAUUAUGGCGCACACCAAUCCAACGAAGGGGUAAAGGGGUUGGCCUAGAGACGUUACCGAACACACUCCUUAAAUCGCCGCAGGCUACUCCAUGAAAAUAAGGAACGGGUUUACAGUAUGCUGUUUGGUCUAAGGCACGACAAUCGACAACAAUGAAGUUGUAUUCGUGUACAGGGAGAAUACUUCCAGAGGUUUUCACGGUGAUCUGAUAGGGAUAAAUCGGCCAACGGGGCGGAGAGGGGACCCCCGUUCAAAGCCAAAGAGGCCAAGCAACAUUUAAUUCUAAAUUCCUUUCCUGGAAACCAAAAAAUGGAAGAAAGUAAGAAGAAUAUAACCAUUGAACAUUCUAAAAACAUGACACGAGCAAAUAAAAAAAGAAUGUAACAACGUUAAGAGAGC